AUGCAGAUAGCUACAAAGUUUACUUUAGUAGUCUUGUCCGUGUCUUUUACUCCUGGGCUGAUUUAUGCUGGUCCAUCCACCUAUAAAACUGUUAUAGGAGAUCCCAACAAACAGAUUCGAGGAACAUAUGGAGUUGGACCUCCGUUUCCAGAUACUUCAAAAGGCCUUGUUCCUCCUGGCUCUUUUGCUCCUCCAUCAUAUGGAUACGUUCCUCCAAACGUGCCCCAAGUACCAGACACUUCAAAAGGCUUUGUUCCUCCUGGUCCUCCUGGCCUCCCUCCUCCUGGCCCUCCCGGUCUCCCUCCUCCUGGUCCUCCCGGUCUCCCUCCUGCUCCUCCGCAGUAUGGGUUUGAACCUCCUCCACGUGUGCCUCGAGUACCAGACACUCCACUCGUGCCUCAAGUACCAGACUUUCCAGAAACUCCUCUAGACCCAUAUGACCCUCAUCCACCACCUAUGAAUGACUAUGACAUUCCUCCUCCAGAUGACUCGAAUAACUUUAUUCCUCCAAUCCCUCCUCAUUCGCAUUCUACUCCAUGUCUGGACGAUCCACCACCUCCUACAUCACCUCCUAUGCCACCACCUAAACCACCUAUGAAUGAUUAUGACAUUCCUCCUAAACCACCUCACCCUCCUAUGAAUGGUUAUGACAUUCCUCCUCCAGAUGACUCGAAUCAUUUUAUUCCUCCUCCAGUUCCUUAUGAACCACAUUCUACUCCAUGCUUUGACGAUCCACCACCUCCUACAUCACCUCCUCUUCCUCCACCAUCACCUCCUAAACCAUAUAUUCCACCUCCUCCUCCUCCACCAUCACCUCCUAAACCAUAUAUUCCAUCGUCACCUCCUCCUCCACCUCCUCCUCCAUCAUCACCACCUCCUGAGCCAUAUAUUCCAUCACCACCCCCUCCUCCAUCAUCACCUCCUCCUCCUCCCCCUCCCCCAUCAUCACCUCCUCCUGAGCCAUAUAUUCCAUCACCACCUCCAAUGGGUCCUCCUCCGUCGUCACCUCCACCAAUGGGCCCUCCUCCGUCGUCACCUCCACCAAUGGGUCCUCCUCCGUCGUCACCUCCACCAAUGGGUCCUCCUCCAGAUGUCUCAAAGGGAUUUAUUCCACCACCACCACCAGGUGGUUUUGAUGGUCCUCCUCCAGAUGUCUCAAAGGGUUUUAUCCCCCCAACACCACCGAAUGGCCCACCCAUUCCACCAGAUUCUACCAUUGAAAUGCCACCACCAACUCCAACGGAAACACCCUUUUACCCUGAUGGGCCAAUCACCUCAAAUGCUAAAAAGCUUGGGAUACCUAGCGUCGGAUCUUAUUACUAUGCUUACUACUUUUCUCUGACUUAUUUAUUUAUCAUUAUUUCUGAGAUUUGA
This is a messenger RNA of Batrachochytrium dendrobatidis JAM81, 1374 nucleotides long. RefSeq lists its product as uncharacterized. The record is from RefSeq and is a predicted model, not a curated record. The coding region runs from base 1 to 1374 and encodes 457 amino acids. NCBI's taxonomy places the organism in Eukaryota, Fungi, Chytridiomycota, Chytridiomycetes, Rhizophydiales. The transcript has a single exon.